Molecule: messenger RNA, 1943 nt
Organism: Ceutorhynchus assimilis (cabbage seed weevil)
Lineage: Eukaryota; Metazoa; Arthropoda; Insecta; Coleoptera; Curculionidae
Source: the annotation of a GenBank genome assembly
UCAAAUUGCAAAAUUCUCCAAUACCAUUAGCACUAUAUAAAUACGGACAACCUAUUCACUGACACCAUCACAACAAAAUCGAAGAUGAACCAAAAAGCAUAUUCGGUUUUGUUUUGUGCCCUUUUGGCCAGCACUUUCGUACACGAACUGAGAGCUAAGGGUGUAGCACCAGUUAGCUCUCGUUUGGAAGCGUUCGAAAGGUCAGCACCUAAGGAAAUCUGCGAAUUGAAAUGUUCGUUCAAUGAAACCGUAACAAUAUCCUCGGGACUUACCAUCGUGGUAGUGGAGGAGGUUUUGGUUAUUGCCAAUCUAUCAUCCAGUGUGGCCCUUUUAAUAGACGUAUCUGCUCAGAUUGUCGUUUUGUUAGAUGGAACUACUGGCGCUGGUAUAGCCAUAGACCUAACUACACAAACCGGAGUUCACAUUGAAAGCGGACUAUGGGUAAAAUCUAAAGUCACCAUUGACGUAUUUAUUAAAUCUCUAAAAGGCGGAUUAAGUGCCAUAUUAAAAAUAACCGGAGCCAUCAAGUUUUCACUAAAAUCAGCUUCUGCUAAAAUUCUGAAACUGGUCAACCAAAUCAUCGUCAAAUUGAUAGCUGAUAUUGAUGCCCAACUAGUUCAAGACGCGUCAUUUGGCCUCAAGCUAAUCAUAGCCAUCAGCUCUCAACUUAUAGGGUUACUGAAGGGAUCCCUGAAAGGAUUACUCAAAGUUAUUGGAUCUGUAGCUAUUAAGCUCACCAACGAUCUUGCAGGAUUAUUGAACGCUUUGGAUGGGCUGGCAUCUAUUGUUGUGAAAGUUGCAGGCAAUCUAACAGCAUUACUUGAAGCUGGAGUCGUUCUCAAUUUGUCCCUUAUCCUGUCAGCAUCCACCGGCUUGGAAGUUUUGAUCAACAUUCUGCUCCAAAUUGGAGCUGUAAUCAAUAUAGGAGAAAAACUUGGAGCAAUUCUCAACGAUCCCGAAAGCUUAUUCAAACUUCUAGCUCAAUUAGGCGGAAACACUGCCAUUGGUAUCAGUGGAGCUCUUUUGGUUGUUGCUGAUAUAAUAGCUUUAAUCAACGGCCAUCAAACCAUCGAACAAGUUAUUAGUAUCAUAAUUCAAUUUAUAUCAGUGUCUGUUCAUAAAACUACCCAAGACUUAGGAAUCGUUCUGAAAGCUACUUUGGAAGGCUUGUUGGAGGUCUUAAGUCAUCUUAAGGCUACUGCAGGACUUAAAGCACUCAUUACCACCAUCCAGGCUUUGAUUGAUGGAACUUUAGUCAUAGGUGGAGUCAACAUUUCGACUAUCCUAGCUAAACUGCUAGCACCAUUGCAUACUAGCUCAUCAUCUCCCUUGGAAGUUGUAAUUUGGAUAGUGCUUCAACUUAAAGGCAUCGUUCAAAUUUCAUUGCUGAUUCCUUAUAUUUUACUUGUUUUGAUUGUCAAACUGAAUAGUGCUUUGGGGCUUCAACAACUUAUCGCUUUGGGUAUCAAAAUUAAUGCAGACAUCAGUUCGGCAGCAGGAGGUAUUCUGAAAUCUCUUCUGAAAAAUGUGUUGUCCAUCAUUACUGGUUUGCUAACUGGGCGCUUCUAUGAUGUUUUAAUUAAGCUACCAGGAAUUGGAACGAUUAUUAAAGCUUUGGAUGCAGCCCUUUCCGCUGCAACCAAAGGAGAAUUCAGCCUCAAAGCUUUACUGAACGGAAGUACCAGCGUUAAGGAUCUGAUCAAAGGAUUGUUGCAAGUUGUAACAGGAAUCCACUUGGGAUGUUCUUCGGCAAUACUUGCACAAAUUAAGGCCAUCUUGGAAGUUACUGGUAGCGCCAGCGCAUGCGUGCACGUUAAUGUCACUACUAGUAUUACUGUUGGUGGCUAAAUCAAAAACCCAAUUUCAAUUCAAAUUUUUUUAUAUAAUUAGUGGUGUUUGUGUUAUUUAACAGAAAAUAAAAAUGGUAUGCACACUGAUUGUUU